AUGUUUCCACUUUUAGUGGUGUUUGCCCUUAUCGUCCCAUUCCGGCCCUUCGAUGCAGAAGGUGCGCUCCUGGCUUCGUCUUCCAUCGAGUACUGUGAGCGUGGAAGCACCACGGAUUUGCUUCCGUGUGAGAAGAAGAUGGUGGUGACUUUGUCGGUGGAUAAUGCCCAGGAUGCAGGUGUAGAAGAGUUUGUGCUUCUGCAAGAUGCCGUGGACAAAACACGAGGUACUGGGGAAGAGCCCGUGAAAUUUGAACCAAUCCGUCUGACGACGAAAAAGUCACGCGUGCAACAUAUAUACCCCCUUUUUUACGAACAGAAUUUUAACUCCAAGCCAUACGAGGAGCAGAUUCCAGCGGAAAUAAUUGGGUGCGAGGAUGGAUCCAACUCGAAGGCGACAUGCGGGGUGGUCCUAGAUGCAGCUGGGGAAACAAUUCCAUACAGCGAGGGAUUUUGUUGUCGUUGCGGUAUGUGCCAAUUGUUGGGCAUCUGCCCUCCAGACAGCCGCGGCCUUCAAGUAUGCAACGUUUUUGGAGAGGCUUCAAUGGCCUCGUGUCUCCGUUUUGGAGAGCUCUGGUACAGUGGGUACAGCAUAGGCUCAGCCUCUACCUGGUACCGCUUGGAGGUAAAGCUAACGGCUAACUCCUCAACUGAAGCCACCAAAGCGAGGCAGGCAGUCUUUGAGUUGGGACCGGAUGUGCUUUCGGGUUCAUCACCGGAGUUUGGAGCUUGGGUCAAUAUUGUGGGGGACUUUGUGCCCUCAGAAGCGCCACUGGUUCUUACUGAGAAAAUGCUUUUUGUCCCCACCCUUCCAAGAAAACAUAAGCUUGUUUUGGCAGGAUCAUCAGAGUGGUUAUUGCUAGACAAACACCGUGUGAGCAUACAGGGUCGAGAGUGUGACAAGGUAGGGGUUUCAUAUGAGGCUUUUGCUAGUCAGGGCAGCAGAUGCCAGUUGAGGCGGGGGUCGUGUCUGGCCGAUCAGUUGGAGGACUACCGUUUGAGUGACAUUGCAGUUGAAGCCAAAGGGGGCAGAGGUCAGUAUAUGGCUCGUUUUUUUGGCGAUUUUGUGCUGGGUAACGCCAACGCCACCGACGGCCCAACCCUCUCGUACUGGAUGCAAAAUUCAUUGACGACGAUGGUCACUAUUGUCAUUUCGGCGGACAGACUGAAAUAUGUGCUGUCCGUCUCCCCGGGCGAAAUCAUCGCCACAGAGGUGUCGAAGUCGGUAAUCGAGAGUGCUUCGAGAGAUGGUGUGCUUGUGGUGACGGUGCGCAAUACUGGAAGCAUCACAGCGCAAUACACCCUUGGAGUGGGAAACUGUUCGCGACAUGUUCACCCCAUGAUGGCCCAGGCUGUGAGUAUGGCGCCACAUCAGACACUGACGCGCGUUUUUGACUUGAAUGUGCAGGGCACGUUGGAAAAGGGACUAGUGCAUUGUGAUGUGACGUUACAGGACGCGCGAGGUGGUGUUACCGACAAGAAGCUUGUGGAGUUUCGCGUGACAAGCGUGGAGUGGAAGAACGGAACACAGGGCGGUAAUGCACCCAGUGGAAACGGCGGCAGCGUGGGUGGCAAUAACGGUUCAGCUUGCAAGCGUUGUGAGUGGUACAACAUUGUGUGCUUCUUGAUGCAUAGGUGUUGGUGGCAGCCACUGUUAUAUGUUCUGGUUGUUAUUGCUGUGCUACUAGGGGUAUAUUUUUUUUGUAAAAUGUUUUCUUGUAUCAAUGACGAGCAUAAGGAUCGUGAGUGGCCUAUUUAG
This is a messenger RNA of Trypanosoma rangeli, 1758 nucleotides long. Its product is annotated as generative cell specific-1. The transcript has a single exon. The record is from RefSeq and is a predicted model, not a curated record. NCBI's taxonomy places the organism in Eukaryota, Euglenozoa, Kinetoplastea, Trypanosomatida, Trypanosomatidae. The coding region runs from base 1 to 1758 and encodes 585 amino acids.